AUGCAAUUGGACCUGGAGGUCGUCCGCGCCACAGGUCUCCCCGUCUCGCGGGCUCACACCCCAGUUCGGACUCCCAGUCCCGUCCCCUCCCAGCUCCUCCUUGGUCCUCCAGGACCCUCCGCCUCCCCUUCAGAGGAGGAGUCGCUAGUGCCCCUCAGGUCACCAGCAACCAAUUUGCGGUACGGCAGAGGCGCCAAGGGUACGGCCGCGAGCCAGCCAAAGGGGAAGGCCCAGGGCAAAGAGAAGGAAGUCUAG
Penicillium waksmanii is the source of this 255-nucleotide messenger RNA. RefSeq lists its product as uncharacterized. The record is from RefSeq and is a predicted model, not a curated record. The transcript has a single exon. Lineage: Eukaryota; Fungi; Ascomycota; Eurotiomycetes; Eurotiales; Aspergillaceae. Bases 1 to 255 code for a protein of 84 amino acids.